AUGAAUACGACUCGAUUAUUGACGUUUGUUACAUUGGGUUUGGUUUCGUUAACACUAAUAUUUGCUAUAACUGGUAUAGCGUCAACAUCAUGGUUAAAAAUUAGUUUAAAACCAUUAAGUUCAUUUGAAUUAGGUCUAUUUAAACGGUGCGUUAUCGAUACGGUAUGUAUAAAUGACCAUCAAACAACAUCAGCUAUUUUAUCGAUAUUUGGUCUGCUCUUCAUUAUUCUUGGAUUUACAAGUCUAUUAUCGUUAAUUCUAUUUACGAGUACGUUUAAACCAAUAUUUUAUCUUGUACCAAUCUUCCUGCUAUUUUUGGCUGCAUUAUUUAUCAUAUGUGGGGUGAUAGCAUUCUGGCCAAAUUUAGUGGAAAAAUCAAUCAAACAAUAUUUUAUCGUAGCACGUAGUAGUCUAGCUGAACUUGAAAUGCCGAUACCGGAGGAAUAUCGAAAUAUAGUUAAUGAUAUUCUAACAAAUUUUAAAAUAAAAAAUGGUUAUAGUCAGAAUUUAAUGAUAAUAACAUAUGUGUUUCUAUAUAUUGGAUCAUUGAUGACUGCAUUUGCUGCAGGAGGAAUAAUAUUAAGCGGUAGUGCAUAUCUGAAUUUCAAUACUUAG
Messenger RNA from Didymodactylos carnosus, 615 nucleotides. The record is from the annotation of a GenBank genome assembly. Lineage: Eukaryota; Metazoa; Rotifera; Eurotatoria; Philodinida; Philodinidae.